This is a messenger RNA of Adineta ricciae, 2535 nucleotides long. NCBI's taxonomy places the organism in Eukaryota, Metazoa, Rotifera, Eurotatoria, Adinetida, Adinetidae. The record is from the annotation of a GenBank genome assembly.
AUGCGCCGAAAUCCUUUUAGUUUAAUUUUACCAACAAAACGAACAAAUUCUUUUUCAUCAUUAAAUUCUAAUCGUUCAUAUCAUUUUAUACGAAGUGCUGAAGAUCAUUUAAUGAAUGAAAGUUUUUAUGAUGAUUCUAUUUCAUUAAAACGACGUAAAUCAAGUAUUCAUUGUGCUCAUUAUAUUGUUAUUGAAUAUUCUCAUCCAACAAAUUCUACACGUUCAAAUCAACAAUUUAUUCAUGCUGGAAAUUGUUUAGAAUCAUCAAAUAAAAAAGCUUAUUCGUUAUCAAUAGGUGAAACAUUAAUUCAUUUAUCAGCGCGUCUUGGUCAUGAAUAUAUUUUACGUCGAUUAAUUGAAGAAACACCAUAUGGAACACGUUUAACAAAUGGAAAAGGUCAAACACCAUUAUUAUGUGCAAUUCAAUGUUCACAUUAUUCAACAGCAAUGUUUUUAAUGGAUAUUGAUCCAAGUACAAUAACUGUUUGUGAUCAUAAUCUCAAUUCUGUAUUUCAUUAUGCAACUUAUUUAUGUAAUCAUAUUGUUUUAUCACGUGCAAUGAUUUUAAUUAAACGAUUAAAUAGUCCACAUUUAAAAACACAAGUUUUAUUAAGAUUAAUUGAAAAAAAUAAAGUUGGCAAAAAUCCAUUUUUAAUCUCAGUUGAAAAAGGAAAUAUUCGAUGUAAUCGGUUAUUUUUUUCCAAUGAAAAUUUGUUAAAAAAGAAUUCGUUGGAUAUUUCCAUAUUUUUAAAUAAUGAAUCAGUAUGUUGUGCAAUUGAUAAUGAUCGAAUUGAUUUAAUGGCUUUUUGGUUAAGUGAUAUGAAACGUUUGGAAAUUUUAUUAGAAAUUUUAAUUCAUAAUUCAUUUAAUUUAUUUGAAUAUUCAAUUGAAAAUGAGAAAAUUUCUUUUAUUCGUUUAUUUCUUUCUCAAGAAUUUUCUUUUGAAAAACAUUUUUUAAAAGAAAAAUAUAAAAAAUUUUUAAAUAAUUUUAAUUUAAUUGAUCGUUUAACUCCACUUCAACGUCUUUUAAAAAAAGAAAAUCUUUAUGAUUUAAUUCCUUCAUUACUUGAUCAUUUUGUCAUUGAAAAUAAUGGUGCUGAUUUAUCAAUCAUUGAUGAUUGUUUAUUUCUUUGUCCAUUUUCAAAUCAAUGUUUAUUUGGACAUGAAAAAUCUUCUUGGUCAAAACAAAGUUGGUACAAUGAACAUCCAUUAAAUCAAAUCAAUCAAAUCUUAAUCAAAUCUAUUUAUGAUCAUCCAAUCAUUCGUCUUUGUAUUGAUUUGAAAUAUUCGUUAUUUGGAAAUAUUCUUUAUUUAAUAAUUACAUUUGGUCAAAUCUUUUAUGUUAUGUUAUACACAUUCAUUUUAUUAUUCUCACCAACAAGAUCAAUUGAUCAAUUCAAUUAUUAUACUUUAAUUAAUGAUACUUGUCAACAAUUUUGUUUUAAAUUAAUUAAUCAUCCAAAUUAUUUUCAAGAAAAUUAUAAUCAAUUUUAUCUUCGAUUAUUUCGAUAUAUUCUGGUUUUUAUAUCAAUUUUAACUUUAUUUAAAGAAGCUUUUCAAUUAAUCAAAGAGAAAAAUAAAUAUUUUAAAAAGAUAUUUUUGAAUUUUCUGGAAAUUCAUAUGUAUAUAAGUGCAAUUAUUUAUGGAAUUGAUUUUAAUGAAUGUACACAUCAAACAGGAAUUCGUUGUCAUUUUCAAUGGGAAAUUGGUUCAAUUGGUUUAUUAUCUGUUUGGUUUUCUUUAUUAUUUGUAUUUAUGAAAGGAAUGCAAUGUGGAAAACAUGGUCUUCUGUUUUUAACUGUUUUAUUUACAUUUAUUAAAUUUAUUAUUUAUUAUUCAUUUAUUUGGAUCGGAUUUUAUCUCGUUUUUUAUCUUUUAAUGAAAGAUCUUUCACCACAAUUUCAUUCAUUUUAUUUAAUUCCGAAACUUUUAGUCAUGUUCAUUGGUGAAUUUGAUUUUGAUGAAACAUUUUUUCCAAAUCAAAUUCCAAUAAAAGGUGCUGAAGGAGCUCUUUUUAUUUAUUCAAUAUUUAUCUUAACAAUGUUUAUUGUUAUGUCGAAUAUUAUGGCUGGUCUCGCUGUGGCUGAUGUCAAAGAAUUUCGUUUAAAUGCGAAACGUGAACAUCUUCGUUCACGAAUUGAAACAAUUUUACAAGUUCAAAGCAAUUUUGGAUUUCUAUGUGAAAUCUGUUCGAAAAUGACUUUGAAAUAUUUGAAUAAUAAAUAUUUGAAUAAAUAUUUAUUUAAAUCGGAUUUAUCUCGUUUGGAAUUUGCCGAGAAAUCUUAUGAACAUUUUGGAAUUACAAUUCAUACAGGUUUAAUUCAAGCAAAUCAUUUGAAAAAUCGAGAGAAAUUCUUGAAGAAAUCUUUUCUCGAUGAAAAGAAUCUUUUUAUGAAAAAUCAAAAUCAAUUUAAAGAAUAUUUUGAAGAAUCAAUUUUAAAAAUUCACAAUCAAUUAAAAACAAUUCAUUUACAAUUAAAAACAGAUAUUCAAGAUCUUAAAACACAUGUUGAUCAAAUUCUUUCCAAUCAUUGA